Nycticebus coucang (slow loris) is the source of this 827-nucleotide messenger RNA. RefSeq names its product RNA-binding protein EWS-like. The record is from RefSeq and is a predicted model, not a curated record. The transcript has a single exon. Lineage: Eukaryota; Metazoa; Chordata; Mammalia; Primates; Lorisidae. Bases 6 to 827 code for a protein of 273 amino acids.
AGAAAAUGGCGUCCAUGGAUUACAGUACCUACAGCCAAGCUGCAGCCCAGCAGGGCUACAGUGCUUACACUGCCCAGCCCACUCAAGGAUAUGCACAGACCACCCAGGCAUAUAGGCAGCAAAGCUAUGGAACCUAUGGACAGCCCACUGAUGUCAGCUAUACCCAAGCUCAAACCACUGCAACUUAUGGGCAGACUUCCUAUGUGACUUCUUAUGGACAGGCUUCCACUGUUUAUACUACUCCAACUGCCCCCCAGGCAUACAGCCAGCCUGUCCAUGGGUAUGGCACUGGUGCUUAUGAUACCACCACUGCUACAGUCACCACCACCCAGGCCUCCUAUGCAGCUCAGUCUGCUUAUGGCACUCAACCUGCUUACCCAGCCUAUGGGCAGCAGCCGGCAGCUACCGUACCUACAAGACCACAGGAUGGUAACAAGCCUGCUGAGACUAGUCAACCUCAGUCUAGCACAGGGGGUUACAACCAGCCUAACCUAGGAUACGGGCAGAGUAACUACAGUUAUCCCCAGGUACCUGGGAGUUACCCCAUGCAGCCAGUCACCGCACCUCCAUCCUACCCUCCUACCAGCUAUUCUUCUACACAGCCGACUAGUUAUGAUCAGAGCAGUUACUCUCAGCAGAACACCUAUGGGCAGCCGAGCAGCUAUGGACAGCAGAGUAACUAUGGUCAACGAAGCAGCUAUGGGCAGCAGCCUUCCACUAGUUACUCCCCCCAAACUGGAUUCUACAGCCAGGCUCCAAGUCAAUAUAGCCAACAGAGCAGCAGCUACAGGCAGCAGAGUGAGUUGCUAAGAGAGAAAACCAAAUAA